This is a messenger RNA of Mizuhopecten yessoensis (Yesso scallop), 4332 nucleotides long. RefSeq names its product protein phosphatase 1E-like. Bases 27 to 2492 code for a protein of 821 amino acids. Gene Ontology annotation, molecular function: protein serine/threonine phosphatase activity; cation binding. Gene Ontology annotation, biological process: protein dephosphorylation; negative regulation of protein kinase activity. NCBI's taxonomy places the organism in Eukaryota, Metazoa, Mollusca, Bivalvia, Pectinida, Pectinidae. The record is from RefSeq and is a predicted model, not a curated record. The transcript is spliced from 7 exons.
CAUCGAUGGCGUGACAACACUGAAGGAUGGAGCGAGGAAAUGACUUAGCUUCCUUUCAGCGUUUCUUGGAUAAAUUCUGUCAAACUAUUGCUGAUGAAGGUGAAAGUGAAGACCUCCCAAUACGUCUGUCCAAUCAUCGUUUGCUGACCGACGAGAUAGAAGGCGAAUGUCUUGAAUGGAGUGUCCGUUACUUGGAGCCACGAAAAUGUCCGCCAACUCUUGCGGCUGCACUAGGCCGAGCUGUCGUCGAAGAGAUUCUCAAGUCAGACCUUACAGACUACGAGGAGGAUGUGCCGAGUUCUGGGCAGGGUGAAGAAAAUAAUGGGCAGACAACUGAGAUUAUAAAGAAGGAUCCACCCACAGUACUUGAAGCCCAGAUCUUGUGUACGCACACAAUUGAAGUACUACACGACAUCUGUAAAAAAUGGCGCGAAAAUCUGCCUCAUUUGUCUCCCCCUCCCAAAGUGUCCAAAUCCUACCUCCACGAAAUCAAGAAUACUCGACGAAAAAUGGAAGAUCGUCAUGUGAUAUUGCCUGACCUCAAUUCAUUGUUCAAUUUGAAGGACCAGCCUCCACAGUCAUAUUAUGCAGUUUUUGACGGCCACGCGGGAGUGGAGGCGGCCACCUACGCAGCCACACACUUACAUUGCCACCUUGUCCGCUGUGAAGAGUUCCAGAAAAAUCCUGCGGGCGCCCUCAAAUGUGCUUACAAGGGUACAGAUGAAAAGUAUCUACUAAAGGCUGAGAGGGAGAAGCUGAAGAGUGGAUCUACGGGUGUGUCUAUUUUGAUCAGGGAAAACAAAUUACAUCUGGCCUGGCUAGGGGACUCGCAGGCCAUGCUUGUAAAGAACGGGGAGGCUGUGGUGUUGAUGGACCCACACAAACCAGAGAGAGAGGAUGAGCGCAGGCGGAUAGAGGCCGCAGGUGGCUGUGUGUUGUUUAUGGGGACGUGGCGAGUCAAUGGGAAUCUGGCUGUAUCACGAGCCAUAGGUGAUGCAGCCCAUAAGAAAUUCAUUAUCAGUGAUGCGGACACGACCAGUGUUUCCCUAGACGGCACUGAGGAUUACAUAGUGUUAGCUUGUGAUGGACUCUGGGACGUAUUGACACCAAAUGGAGUUCCUAAACUAGUGUAUGAUUUUCUCCAGGAUUCCAAGGGAGAUAAAUCUUGUGUGGCCCAGAAACUGGUGAAUUGGGCUAAAGAAAACGGAUCUACAGAUAACAUAACCGUUAUUGUUGUUUUUCUCAGGGAUGACAUUGCAGAACCACACGUGACACAAAUGUUCAAAUUCGGCCAAUCAGAAUCUCAGGGAAAUGAUGAUUUUGUACAGGAAGAUAGUACGAAGGGAGGUAACUCCCAAGAUCAAAAUAAAAACAAUACUAACCAUAAUGACAUGUCAGGUGGGACUUCAAAUGGAAAUACCGAUGGCAUUGACUCGUCACAACAUGGUAAUGACCAUUCUACCGACCCACUGGACCAUGAUGAGUUUAGUAUACAAAAGGUUCUCAAUGAAACGACAGACUCCAUCAACAAUCAUUUCCCACUACCUAAAGACCAUAUCCUCCGUAAAGAUCCAGUGUUUAUAGUGGACCACCCAAAAACUGUCGCAACACCCAAACCUAAUGAUAUACGAUCAGCGAGUAUGCCAGAGAGAACACUUGACAAAAACUCAUCUUACUUUCAGCACAUUCCGAAAGUAGACCAUGCAGCCGUUCAGCUACAGCAUCUUCCUCACUGGGAGGUCCGUGAACCUCUAUCUCACCGCGAGCCGUUGUCUAAGGAGGGUGUGGAGCACCGCCAGUAUCGUCAUCUCCCUGUCUCCCAUCGUGAACCUCUCACACACCACCAGGACCUGGAGCCCCUCAGGGACCUCAGACUUAAGGUCAAGAAAAAGGCCAAAAAACCUAAGAAAGAGCAUUCUAAUAGGGAUUCAACUUUAAACGCAUUAAAGAAAGUGAGCAAACGUCACAAUCACUCAGAUCCAGUUAUUUGGGCAUUUACAGGCAAGAGUCGAGCCCCUUUACCCAACUACAAACUUAAUUUGACAAAGUCAACACAAUUUUCUUCCCCAAAGCGUGUUGCCUUGGCGACUGUUUACCCAAACUCAUUAUCACAGGAUUCGCCAUUACUGCCGCCAGAUCAUCCAGCAAAUUCUGUGUCUGAUUUCCUUGUGGAUAAAAUGUUACGGUCUAAGCCACAUACACUAGACACAAUUAGAAACAGGGAGAAUAUCCCUAACCCUGUGUUUGAUCUUCCUCUAUCAACCUUCACAAACUCAGCUUCCCAAACAAGCACUACCUCCAUGGCACAGCACCCGAUGUCCAUGCUCGUCGGCAAGACCAAUAAUGUUACAGGCGAGGAUGCUAUCAAGGCAAGGAACUUUCACACAUCGUGGCGACCGCGCAAGACUUCAAAGCUUCAUAGUAGUGUCUCCUGGGAAGUUCCUCCAACGCCGUUGAGUAAUGUAAAAAUUCUUCCCAGUCUCGAUGACUGAACACAUGCCUUAGUGCUGUACGCCUUACCUACAAAUUCAUUUUUUAAAACGGGUCAUUUUUGUUUUGGUAAUCUUUGUUGUACAUGUUAUCGCGUUAUCCUUGCAUGGUGACACAUUUAUGUCGGUAUUGAUAUCGUUGAAUACACAUUUUGAAUCUUGUAUCCUACGUUACACAUGUGAGCACUGGUAUCCAUAGAUACAUGUGUAAACAUUGAAGACUUGGUACAUAUUGACACUGGUAACGCAAGCUACAGGUUUUGAAAUCGGUGUCUAGUUACAAAAUUCAUGCUGAUAUUGGUAUCUUUGACACUGGUAUCCAUGGUUACAAAUUGACACUUGUGUCCAGGUAAACAACAGCCAAUGAGAUGACAAUAGGUGUGACUUGUUGUCAAGACCUGGUUGCCAACAGCCAAUCGGAUGGCAAGGAUACCUGCGAGGUGUGGCCUGUGUUAGGCUUACACCAGCCCAUUAUAUGACAUGGAUAGCUGACUAUUAGGAAGUGACCAUAUUAUUGUUUUACAUGAUUGCUUCCUUAUAAAAAAAUGUUUUUUGAUAAUCAACUUUCAUGAAUUGUACACAAUGAUGCUGCCUGUCUGUCCAAAUAGUACUUAAACAUUGAAACAAUUCACUUCAGGGUUUGUUUUAAUUCCUUGUUAAAAUUGAUAUCACUAUUACUGAAAAUCAUUAUCUAUAUACCAAAUUUGUUUUCAACCAAAUAUAUAUUUUUUGCAUCACAAUUUUUUUCCACUUUUUUUUCGUAAUCAUCAAUUUCACAAGUUGUUUGUCUUCGAUAAUGUACAUAAGUAAAUUGUAAUGCACAUGGUAACUUUCCAACAUUGUUAUGUCACAAAUAGUGCUAACCUCAAGUAUGAGUAAUUCUUCAUAAUCCUACUUCAUAUAUCAGAUUAACGUUGUAUUCCUCUUGACUGAUAUGUUUUCAGUUAUAUAUGUAUAAGUUAUUACUGCAAUCAUUACGACUUCUAUCCUUGUUAUUAAUCAGAUAACUAUUUUACACUUCUCACGAUAAUCAGCGUAUAUUUGUGUAACAGUGUAUGCCACUACAUAUCUUUAUUGUAUUAUUUUAUUGUAUGAUUUGUUUCCAAUGUAAACCAAAUACACCGCCAUACUUUACUGUGUAACUUUAUAACAAUUUUCUUGUUUUCUAUUUUUGAUAUAAUUUUCAUAGACAAAGUGCAUAGCUUACAGCUAUACCUCAUCUUGUUUACUGGGACAAUUGUUUGUGUCCAUAUACAAAUAUGUGUACGCCUCUACAAAUAUAGGAGCAGGGAACAUAGGAUUACUCCUUACUUCUGUAUAUAGGAGCAGGGAACAUAGGAUUACACCUUCCUUCUGUAUAUAGGAGCAGGGAACAUAGGAUUAAGGCUUUAAUUCCGUAUAUAGGAGCAGGGAACAUAGGAUUACUCCUUACUUCUGUAUAUAGGAGGAGGGAACAUAGGAUUACACCUUACGUCUGUAUAUAGGAGCAAGGAACAUAGGAUUACACCUUACCUCUGUAUAUAGGAGCAGGGAACAUAGGAUUACGUCUUACUUCUGUAUAUAGGAGCAGGGAACAUAGGAUUAAGGCUUUAAUUCCGUAUAUAGGAGCAGGGAACAUAGGAUUACACCUUACCUCUGUAUAUAGGAGCAGGGAACAUAGGAUUACGUCUUACUUCUGUAUAUAGGAGCAGGGAACAUAGGAGUACACCUUACUUCUUUAUAUAGGAGCAGGGAACAUAGGAUUACACCUUCCUUCUGUAUAUAGGAGCAGGGAACAUAGGAUUAAGGCUUUAAUUCCGUAUAUAGGAGCAGGGAACAUAGGAUUACACCUUACGUCUGUAUA